Porites evermanni is the source of this 3496-nucleotide messenger RNA. The record is from the annotation of a GenBank genome assembly. NCBI's taxonomy places the organism in Eukaryota, Metazoa, Cnidaria, Anthozoa, Scleractinia, Poritidae.
UUUUCUUUUCAUUAUGCUCAUUGGGCGCUUAAUCAUAUUGACUACAGUGGGGGCGUGGCGAAAAGAUGGGAAUGCGAUGAUCUGAAGGUUGGCGUGACCACUGGUGAUUUCUGGAAAAUUUACGUUCGCUAAAAUGUUUGUGUGUUGAUGUCUGUUUCUAUUAAUAGUCUUCAGUGGCUGUAGAAGUUUCAACUUUUUAACUCGCCAAUUUACUCAUUUACAAAAAACGUCUUUCGACAAAGAGCGAGGACCAUAAAUAAAAGGUUAUAAUUAACGACGUCAUUUACUACUAUUACCAGAAUGCUUCAGUAUUUUGCUUUCUUGUGCAAAUUAGAGCUUUUGUCGUGGGUGCCAAUUGGGUUAACUGUUUAACGUAUAAAGGCCUUUUUUCACUAUCAAAAACGUAUAAAUUACAAAAUAUUAACUGACAAACGUAUAAAAACAGGUAAUUGUUUAAGCGUAUACACAGCGAAGUAGACCCAAAAGUUAGGAAUUGAUUCAAACAAAUGAAGACUUUCUGAAAUAAAAAGACGAUAUGGUGAGACAGAAUGAUAGAGACGUACUUGGCAAUCUUUCCUACACUCUAGUCUGUUCGCUGACGUAUAUGCGACUGCGUCAUUCUGUGGUUGAGCCUGCAUUCGAACUGCGUGCGGUUAUGCCUCUCAAUUCAAAGGGAAACAGACAACCAUUUCACAGUUAAAAAGAAGGAGUCUUGUUUUGAUACAACCCUUUCUGCUUGCUUGUGUCAAUCACGUUGUUCUUAUGCUUAACGUGAAGACUAGGUUAUUAUAAGUCCACAACUGUAAAAUGGUUUAUUUUCUCAGUAUACCUCUUUGCUUGCGUGAUCUUGCAAAUAGGUGUUUGUACUGCUUAUAAUGCGGCCUAAUACUAAAUGAAGUCUAGUUCCGCUUGUAAUCUUAUGAGCGAUAAAACAAAAUCGGAAGCGCGUGCAGCCGCUUUAAGCGGGAAUCGCAUUUGUUUAAUCCUCUGAUAAGUAUAAAUUACAGAUUGUUAAUUGGACAAGAAGUUUUAUUACCGAUUCCCUUGCCUUACCUUCAGGACACAUUCAAGAGUGCGCGUGUAAUGGCGCAUACUGCAUUUUUCUGUCCAAUUAUACUUACGCAUGACAAGUACUUUCCUAUUACAUCGUCCUAUUAAUUCUGAAAUCUGGGCUGCCUAUAGCAAUUAUAUAAGAGAAUUUUGUUUUAGUUAUGAUAAGCGGGACAAUGACUGUGUAUAGAAAUUCAGAUGUCAUUGAGUGCUCUUUUUCAAGAAUUUUAUUCACAGAAAAAGGGAUGAAGAGAGGAGUGGUGCUGUCGUCCAGGCUCAACCACGGAAGACAAAUAAGGGCGUCGGUUAGGCUGGAUUUGUAAGAAAUAAUUCACUUCAGACUGAUUUAAUAAAGUGUUAAGGAAAAUAUGACAAACCAGUGCAUUGCAUCCUGGAAUAGUGGGAGAGAACUUGGGAGUCUUUGUGGAGUGACUGAUUUGGGAACCCCAACCUAUAAACAAUUUUAACGUCUGCGGGACUCUCAAUCAUGCCAAUUAACUGACUAAACGUUUUUUGCUGCUUACUGCCUAACUAGUGUUAUUUUAGCUGUUUACAGACCAAGUAGAAUAUUUUUAGCUGUUUACUGACUACAGCUAUGCCCCAUUGACACCCUCUUUGUUAUUUAAACCUCGCUGUGAUUACAAAAUUUAAAUAUGGAAGGAAAAACGAAAUGGAUUCUGGUGGUGAAAGAACUAGUACAGUAAAAUAACGCCAUCGCGCAAAUGGUCCCAUUGCUGACUUGGAUGAAAGUACCUUGAUUAUCAAGCGAUUUCUAUAGCAUAAACAAGUUAUAGCUGUUACGAGAGAUUUUUCUUAUAUUUAUCGUUUCCAGUAAGCCUUAUAUCCGUUUUUGUUUAUUGUAUUCUUUUUUCAAGUACCUCCUUAAAUAAAGCCACAAAAUACUCAUGCCACGGCAUUGUGGCUUUCAAUUGUGUCGCAUGCACUUUAAAGUCUCUAAAUAUUAAAUUAUCCAAACAGAGAGUUUAUUUAGAAGCAAGCAAACUGAGGCUCAGGCGGGUCAGGCUUCGAACAUUUCAUGAGACGAUCGAAACUGAACGGAAUAAGUUCAUGAUAUGUUUGGUGUUUGUCUCAGUUUAGCUCGUCAGAAUAUCAAAGUUUGCCGGAUCGACAAACAGGUUCUUCUAGUCCGCUUCAGACGGAUAGGAACCAGGGGCGUAGCUACCAUUUAAAAGUCGAGGGUAAAAAAAAAAUAAAAAAAUAAUGAGAUACAAAAGUGAAUAAUGAAAAGAAAAAGAUACAAAGGAUAAGAUAGAUGAAAGUUAAUUAUUUAAAAAGCACAGUUCGGCUCAAUUCAUUUCACAACGGACUGUUUGAUUUUUCUUUUUACACCCGAAAGUCGGCUUUCAGGAAAGAGACGUGAUUCACUGGUAAACCCAAGAGUCAUAAUGGCUCUUGGUGGACCGAAUCUUUAAUUGUAUAUAUAUAGACAAACAGCGGGGGAAUGAGCAAACAGCAAAGCUGGAUGGUUUAAAGCGUAAACGCGUUGUUUUCACUUCGGCCUCUCUUAUACGCACUAGACGAAGAAGGGCAAGAUUACAUCAAAAUUAACGCAGGGAUCUUCCUCGGUUAAAAGUAAUGUGGAAAAUAAUGGUAAAGGAAUCACACAUUUGCACAUAAAAGUCUGAGAUACCACUGGAUUGUUCGCGUAGGCGCUACGGUUACACUAGAGGAUUCAUAAAUAUUUCGGAUUUAGGAUUCCGGACUUAUUUUGUUGAGGGUAUUCUGAUCAUUUCGUUAGCGUUAAUAGAGCCCUCAUACAAAAAAACGCAUUCGGAUUCUCAACAGUUUACACACAUCGAUAAAACUGAGUGGCUUUAGCAAGGACGACAGCGAUAGCAACGAGAACAGCCACGUCAAAACAACAAAUUUUGCACGUGUAGCACGUUUCUUGGUAAAUUCCUUUGCCGUGCACGACCACGACGUGAAAUUUUUUUACGGGACGCUGUUUGGAGGGCGUGAAAAUAAACACACGAUGAUGAUUUUUUUCAUCUCCAGUUCAAACUUGGGUGCGGUCCCCAAGGAUUCAACUCCAGUGAAAUUCUCCUAUUCAUUUGCCCUUUUCGUUUGCAAGUUGGAAAAAACGCAAAAGUUUGAAAAAACGCGAAUUNGCUGUUUGGAGGGCGUGAAAAUAAACACACGAUGAUGAUUUUUUUCAUCUCCAGUUCAAACUUGGGUGCGGUCCCCAAGGAUUCAACUCCAGUGAAAUUCUCCUAUUCAUUUGCCGUUUCAGCUAGUUGGAAAAAACGCAAAAGUUUGAAAAAACGCGAAUUCGUUUAAAUAGUGACGUAUUUGCUACCCUCGCCAUCAAUAUUUUAAAGCACCCUACAUUCAUGAACGUGACACUUUCAUUUUGGUUUUACCGCAAACACUUAUGAUCGAAGGAGGAAAGCAUCAUGAUUCGUUGGAAGAACUGUUUACUCUAUAA